Gilbertella persicaria is the source of this 617-nucleotide messenger RNA. RefSeq lists its product as uncharacterized. NCBI's taxonomy places the organism in Eukaryota, Fungi, Mucoromycota, Mucoromycetes, Mucorales, Choanephoraceae. The transcript is spliced from 3 exons. Gene Ontology annotation, biological process: mRNA splicing, via spliceosome. Gene Ontology annotation, cellular component: U12-type spliceosomal complex. The record is from RefSeq and is a predicted model, not a curated record. Bases 81 to 536 code for a protein of 151 amino acids.
GCCCCUUCUUUUUUUGUUAUUUGGCUUACAUACACGAAAAAACGCGUCAUAUUUUUUUCUUUCUUUCUUUUUUGUUAUUGAUGCAUAUCCAUCAUGAUGAAACGCUGUUAAAAGAGUUGCAAGCCAAGAUUGACCAAAUACUCAAUGAUGAGUUAUUAGACGACGUACCUACCUUUCCUACAAUCGAGGAAAUUGAAGCGUUAAUUGCAGUUGAAAAAGGUCAAGCCUAUAAUAUUAAAAUUGAACGAGACCCUUUACCUCCUCUUUAUAUCAUUGUACGACAGUCUUCUACAGUGAGUGAUAUCAAAGGCUUGAUAAAGACUCAAGUAGAACGAAUGGAAAAAGAACAAACAGGACGUAUAAGAAAGAUUAGUUGGAAAUCAAUAUGGCAUUCACAUUGUCUUUUGUUUGAGCAACACUUAUUGCUUCAAGAUCAUGUUGCUGUAAGCCAAUUGGGCAUAAAGCAGAACAGUGUCCUUAAAUUCUCUCGUUUGGCCCAUGAAAAGGGACAUCAUCGUAAAGCAAGACGCCAUUAAGCUAGAAAUUGAGAUGAUUGUGUAUUUUCUUUAUAUAUAUAUACAAGAGGCUAUGUUUAAAAAAAACAUGUAUUAAAGACC